AUGAAUUCAUCUCCGUCAUCAUCAAUAUUAACAACAUCUUUAUCAAAAAAAUCAUCUUCAUUAUCAAAUAAUCAACAACAACAACAACAACAAAAUCCAAUAUUAGCAAGAUAUUUGAAUACUCCAAUAAAUUUUAAAAUUGCAAAAAAUCAGGAAAAUUUAAAUAAUUUAAAUCAAUUACCAACAAAUUAUAUAAUUUUAUCUAAAAAUAAAAAUUAUAAUAACUUCAAUAAACAAAUGCAACAAAAUGGAGAAGUUAAAAAUGGAUCAAUAAAUAAUAAAAAAUUUGAUAAAAGUUUGAAUUCUCUAAAUAGACCUAAAUCUAUAGCUGAAGCUGUAGCGCAAUAUACUGGAAAUAAAUAUGAAACAAAAUCAAAAUCAAAUAGAAAGAAAAGAAAAUUAGAGCAAUUACAACAACAAGAACAACAAGAACAGACCUUGCCAAAAAAUAAAAACAAAAGACUCAAAGUUUCUUCCAAGUAUUCAUCCGAAGAAGAGGAUGAAAUUGAUAUUGAAAUAAGUGAAGAUAAUGACAAUUCCGAUAACAACGAAAUAGCGGGGGAAGAGGAAGUAAUUGAUGAUGAUUUUAGUAGGAAUAAAAAUAUACAACACCAAGAUAAGAAACCAAAAAGUUUGUGGGGAUCGUUCAAAUCAAUUCUAUUCAAUGGGAUGAAUUCACAAAAUGAUACAGAAGAAGAUUUGGGAGAAGAUUUAGAAGAAGAGCUUAUAGAAGAUGACCAAACAGAGGAACAAAUAGAAGAUAAUAGAGUAAUUAACAAUGAUCAAGUAUUUCAAAGUCUACUUAAAGUUGGAAAAGAAGAACAAGAAUCAACAUCAUCAGGCUCAUCACCUGGGGAAAUAUUUUCAGAAAAUUCGCCAUUUACAGGUUUUAGUGAAGCAGAAAAAAGUGAGGAUAAUGAUGAAGAAUAUAAUGAAGACGACGAGGAGGAAGGUGAGGAUGAAAAUUCAUUAUCAUCCGAUGACGAAAGUUAUAAUGAAGAAGAUUUAAAAGCAGAAGAGAAAGAUUUAGAAGAAGAGUCAAAAGAAAAUACACCAAUAGUUGAAACUGAAGAAGACGAGGACUUGAAUAUAAAUAAAUUAAGACAUGAUUUAAAAAUGGACGAAUUAUUAAAUGGAAGUAAUAGUGCUAAAUUCAGCAGUAGUAAUGAAGAUGAUAGUAAAGAAGAUGACGAUGAAGAAGAAGACAUUUAUGAAGAUAAUAAAUCAAAUGAUAGAAAAUCAAUUACAUCCAGAAAAUCGAAUUCAACCCCACCAACAUCACCAGAAGAAGACGUCAAUAUAUCAAUAAAAGAUAACACAGAUAAUGAAUCAAUGAAAUCUUUCAGUACAACCACAACUGAUGACUUAUCAAAUUUUUAUAAAAUCAAUGAAUUGAAUUCAGAUAGAGGUUCAAAUGGUUCAAAAAGAAUAUAUAAAAACUGGAGAGAACUAAAAGAUCAAAAGCCACCAAUUGGUUUAUUAAAUCAUGGAGUCACUUGUUAUAUGAACUCAGCAAUACAAUCAUUAAUACACAUACCUGCAAUGCAACAUUAUUUAAAUGACGUAUAUAAUGAUACUUUGACUAAUAAUGGAAAAUUGACCACUAACUAUAUAAAACCAAGGUCAAUAACUCAUGCAUUGGCAGAAUUGUCUAAAAAGAUGUGGAAUCCAGUACCAACGAAUUUAAAAAAUGGGUAUAUAAAUCCCAAAAAGAUAAUUACAAGAUUGGAUGAAAUCAAUUGUAUGAUGAGUGAAUGGCAACAAGAAGAUAGUCACGAAUAUUAUAUGAGUUUAAUUUCAAGAUUACAAGAAGAUUCCACUCCUAAAGGUACAAAAUUAAAUAAACUGAUAAUUUAUGAUAUUUUUGGAGGUUUAUUAAAUCAAAAAAUAACAUGUAUGAGAUGUAAUAAUGAAUCUAUAACAAAACAAGAAUUUUAUGAUUUAUCAUUAGGAUUGAACAAGAAGAAAUAUAAAAACAAUUACAAAUUUUCAAUAGAAAAAUCAAUAUUUGAUUUUUUCAAUAAUGAAAUUUUAAAAAUUCAAGAAAAUGAUAAAAAAUCAGGUUAUUACUGUGAAACAUGUAAAAAAUUUACAUCAGCAAAUAAAAAAUCUACCAUUGAAAGAUCACCAGAAAUUUUAACUAUUCAUUUAAAAAGAUUUAAAUUUAAUGGUAAUUCAUCUUCAAAAGUAAAACAAAGUAUAAAUUAUUCAGAAUAUCUCAAUUUAAAUAAAUACUUAUUAGAUCCAAAUGAACAAGCACAAUAUCAAUUAAUAUCAGUAAUAGUACAUGAAGGUAGAUCAAUAUCAAGUGGUCAUUAUAUAACUCAUGUUUUACAACCAAAUGGUGUUGAUUGGUGUACUUAUGAUGAUGAAUAUAUUAAUAAAAUAGAUGAAAAGAAAGCUUUUAGUGAUCCAAAUGCGUAUGUUUUGAUAUAUACUAAAUUAACACCGAAAUAA
Molecule: messenger RNA, 2457 nt
Organism: Lodderomyces jiufengensis
Lineage: Eukaryota; Fungi; Ascomycota; Pichiomycetes; Serinales; Debaryomycetaceae
Gene: DOT4
Product: ubiquitin-specific protease
Exons: 1
Coding region: 1-2457 (818 amino acids)
Cellular component (GO): nucleus; cytosol
Molecular function (GO): cysteine-type deubiquitinase activity; cysteine-type endopeptidase activity
Source: RefSeq, a predicted model, not a curated record